This is a messenger RNA of Penicillium roqueforti, 2085 nucleotides long. RefSeq names its product isocyanide synthase xanB (gene xanB). The transcript has 2 exons. NCBI's taxonomy places the organism in Eukaryota, Fungi, Ascomycota, Eurotiomycetes, Eurotiales, Aspergillaceae. Gene Ontology annotation, molecular function: oxidoreductase activity. The record is from RefSeq and is a predicted model, not a curated record. The coding region runs from base 1 to 2085 and encodes 694 amino acids.
AUGGUCGCCUUGGCACCGGGUGCGGAAAUGGUUCCCACUACAUACCACCCUAAGCUCGCUGAGAAUGGAAUCCCAUUCUUCGGCAAUGGAAUGUCCAAUCAGAAAGUCAAGAUGCAGACUGUAGAGAUGACGCCUCAAUAUGACAGUGCCGAUCCGGUGACCAUUGCCUCAAACGGCAAUGGUACUCAACAAAAUGUCAAUGGAUUCACCUCUGAAAUCUCGAAUACUUUAUCGGAAAAUAAAUCGAUAGCUAUGGAGGUAUUGAAGAUCAUCGAAAGCUAUGGUGUCGACUUUGAGAAGGCCGGUAUCUCCUGGAAGGGCUUUGAGUCGUUUGUUCCAAUUGUCCUGGAGCAAAUCGCCAGACAAGAGCCCAUCCGCAUGAUAUUGCCCGCAUUUCCUUUCAAGUCGCCUAAUGCACGCAGUAAGGUGCUGGGUACUAUGCCCGACUUUGGGGAAGAAUUGGCAUUGGCCCAUUUGAAUGGACUUUGCCAAAAUAUCGGUGCAGUAUACGCCCCUGGUGCCGAUAUCUACAUCAGUUCGGAUGGGCUGGUAUACAAUGAUCUCCUGAGCGUCCCCGAUGAAACCGUUUGGGAUUAUGGGGAGGCCCUGCGAAAAAUGGCCGUCGAAAAAGAGCUCCAUCAUGUCAAAUUUAUUCGCCUUUUCGAACUUCUCGAGCAUCCAUGGUUCCCAUCCUCAACUCCGGAGUCCGCAAAGGCAUUCUAUUUGGCCCACGCUAGUUGUCUCCGCCGAGAACUGAUGUACACCUUUGCUGACCCGAGCUUCGAUGCGACGGAGGCGAUCAAAACCGACAAUGAUACAUGCCUAACAUACCGGGGCUACAUUAAAUUUCUAACCAAAGAUCUGGCUCAUCUAGAGGAGAAGGAUAAAUCUAUGUCAAAACGCGCUCGGCAAGCGCAUAUUGCCGAGACCGCACGGCAGAUGAUCAUUCGGGGCAAGAUGUUCGCGGCGGCCAUCAAAGCCAACCGCAAAGAUUACGUACGACUGUCUAUCCACGAGUCUGCAGGCGAGAAAAAGCUUUCUAUCUCGCUUGUUCCACAGAUGCGAGGAACACUGGGUCAUACGCCUUGGCACUCUGUUGUGGCUGUCGGACUGGAUGGUUUAUACUGCAUGGUUCACGCUGAAGAUGUACGCGACACGCACGACCUUAUCUAUAAAAACGGACAACCAUAUUUCUUCCGUGAAAGGUCGAGUCUCUUUGACUGGACCGAGGACGGCUUAUCUGUCAAGUUCGAGCAUCUCUAUCCCUGCGGACUCAUCAUCCGCCCCGCCGAUAUCGACAAUGUCAAUCCUCCACCGUCAAUCCGCUCCAUCCCCAUGAGAAAGGUCCGCCAGCUGUCGAAUGGCAUGUCCCCGAUUGUCCUACGUGGAUUUUCCGAGACUCUAGAAGAAGAUCUCUACGUCCAAAAGGGAGAAGAGCUGGGUACUAUUCUCCCGUGGAGCUUUGGCAUAAUCCAAAAAGUACGGGACAACGGCCGCUCUGACAAAAUGGGCAACAAUGUGACCUCGAACGAGGCUAUGCCAAUGCAUUUUGAUGGGAUGUUCAAGUUCGACGAGAUUACCGACCCAGAAACAGGCGAGAUGAAGAAAGUCCAACACCCACCGGGCUAUCAGUUCUUCACUUGUCCUGCUACUGCGCCAAAGGGCAAUGGGUAUACCUUGUUUGCGAGCUCCCGGUUGUUUUUCCGGUACCUACCUCUCCCAUGGUCUGCCGAACGUCUCGAAACAAUUACCUGGGCUAUGGACAACGAUGGGUUCUGGAAUGCAAAACUCAAGAAUUUGCCGUUGAUCGUCAAGCACCCUAUCUCUGGUCUUCCGUGUCUGCGUUGGCAUCAGCCAUGGGACUCAACCAAGACCAAAUUCUCGACCUGUGAGGUUUCAAUUGAGAAUGACGAUAAUGAUCUAGCUCAGGUUGUGGAUCGCAUCACAUAUGACUAUAGAGUUUGUCUUCGCUUUGGUUGGGAGAAGGGUGAUCUGCUGAUUAGUGAUAAUACUGCCAUGCUGCAUACUCGCACUGGAUAUAUCAGUAACUGUGAUCGGGAGCUGUGGCGAAUUCACUGUGACUGA